Molecule: messenger RNA, 1506 nt
Organism: Aureobasidium vineae
Lineage: Eukaryota; Fungi; Ascomycota; Dothideomycetes; Dothideales; Saccotheciaceae
Source: the annotation of a GenBank genome assembly
AUGUCAUCCAACCGGAUUACCCAGUCAGGUCAAUACGGCCCGUCCUUGGACAACCAACAUGAGCUGUCCCACAUUGAAAGCUACAAUGAGGGACAGACCUAUGACAACUUCGCAUUCGUAAGUGGCUCCUCGGGUGAUCAGAAGAACACGCUGACCAUGACAAGGNACAACUCAGGAUGGCCAGACGGCAGCAGCCUUGGUACAUACGACAACGCCAACUACGGUUAUCAAGAUGUCGGUUUCAGUACUCCAGCCUCCCGUCCCGACACUGGAAGCAAUGGCAGCAGAAAGACGCGAAGUGGGCGAGCGACCAAACUCAUGGACUCGCCAAUGAGUUCAUCGCGCUCCACACCCGCAGCCAGCAGUCCUCAUAUCGUCGGAGUGAGAAAGAACAGAGCCAAGAAAGUGCAGGAAGCAGAUGUCAUCCUUCAAGCACCCUUGAGUGUCUUGACCAAGGACUCGGAGACACCUUUGAGAAAUAUGGAGGCAUGGGCCAACAGAUCGGUGGAAGAGAGGCGUGCGGAGGUGACCAAAGCCAACAAGAUCGCAAGACCUAUGAACAGGUUCAUGCUAUACCGUUCCGCAUACGCUGAGCGUACCAAGAAAUGGUGCGAUCAGAACAACCACCAGAUCGUGUCGAAGGUUACUGGCCAAAGCUGGAAGAAGCUGGAGCCGAAAGAGAUCAAGGACUACUAUGACCGCCUGGCGACAAUAGAAAGAGAGAACCACCAGAGAGCCUUCCCAGAGUACAAGUUCUCACCUGCAAAGGCCAUACCCAAGAAGAAGAACCCGAAGCGUAUCCUGGACUACCCCGAAAGCGCAUACAGCCACUUUAGCGAUCCGGAAGGAGACCCUGAUGGCGAGUACCGACCAGGACGACAAGCCAGACAGCCAAAGCAGCCUCCCAGAAUGACGAAUCCUUAUGCCGACAACUACUCGUACGCAGAUGCGAAGUACCAGGUUGCGGAUGCUGGAAGAAGCUCUGCAUCAUACCAGCAAAUGUUGCCAUAUGCAGCCAGUCAGGCACAGACGUACCACAACCACAACCAGCCGUAUGCUUAUGCGGUUGCCAACGGUCACGGUCAGUACGCACUUUACCAGCAACAAAGCGGAGGGCAGCAGGUGCACGACAACCGGAUGGCAAUGAACGGAACACCAGCAUCGAUCGGAUCCAGUGGAGCAUUGGUGUCGUUACCUGGCGGGCAGCACCACGAGCUGUUGCAGUCCAGGGGCCCAACACCAGUUUCGUCUUACCAACAGCGGCAGCAUGGGGGCAACUUCAUGGACCACAACGGACUACUGCUGCACUCCGACCACACAAACUACAGCUUGGCACACGAGGUUCCAGGCUUCGACGCCAACUUCCAGGAUGCCAUGCACGGCGGGUUCGACAUGAGUGGUGGACAGGUGGCUACCGAGGGGACUGUAAGUGAUGAAUUUCUCGUGGACCCACAGCUGGGAGGGAUGCUCGACGAUUCGCCGUACCAGCAGUUCCUUGAGCGAUAG